AUAAAACUUGUAAAGAAAAACUGCUGCCAUUGUUACAAGCCAUUUACGAUCCACUAAUCAGUUACAUUUCGAAGUACGCAGCGUACGAGCAGGCCAGUCUUAUGCAAAAACUGUCGUCAGUUAAAUGCAUUAAAGAUGAACUUCCCGACACUAUUCAAGCGUUGGGGUUGUCCGUCUCCACAAUUACAGAUGCUGCACAGGACGCAAAGACUAGGUGCAAGAAUAUCACUGAAAAUUGCGGAUAUUGUGGGCUUUUAAUUGCGCUGAGAGCAUUUUUCUUAAACUAUAGCGACCAGUAUAAGAUUACGCUGAGGCAAAUAGAAAGAAGUAGGGGAACAAAAGAAGAUUGGAAUCUAUUUCAGUUAUGUUUAUCUUUACUUCAGAACACUGGUGACGUGUUGCUGCAUUUGCAAAAGUUUGAAAAGGAAUUAACUUCUACGAUAUUGGAAUUAAAUGAGAGCGACAGUGGGAUUGAAUAUAAGCAUUUAUUAUUGGAUUCAUCCGAAAGGAGAGAAUAUGAGGCGUUGGUGAAGUGUGUGAUGGAAGGCACCGAAUUAGCUUUGUUGGAUCAUGUUACAGUGGAGUUUGGCAAAUUGUGCAUCGAUAUUCAUCAUGCUAUGUAUGAAGUCGUUUUUGCGCCGAUAUCUGUACAUUUGCAAGUUUUGCAACUUCCAAAGACUUGGUCACAUAUACAGGAAUCUUUUUCAGGCAAUUUAGAUCUUCCCGAUUAUAGUUUCUCCCCUCAAGAAUACAUCACACAGAUUGGCCAGUAUCUCAUGACCUUACCCCAACAUUUGGAACCUUUUUUAUUUAGAGAAAAUCCAGCAUUGUCCUGUGCUUUGAGGGCAGCUGACGAAGAAUACAAUAACGCAGAUAGUGUAGAGGGUGCACUAGCAGAUGUUUUGCUUAGCAUUAUUGCAAAAGGAUUGUGUCAAGCAUACUGUGAUCAAAUUUUGAGUAUAUGCGAGUUGAAUAAUAUAGCCAGCCGACAGCUAGCGCAUGAUAUUGGUUAUUUAGCCAAUGUCUUGGAAGAUUUAGGACUCCAUUUGUCAGAUACCUUAAAACAGUUGAUCACUUUGCUGAAGCUACCUGCAGAUCAGUAUCAGACUCAAAGUUCUGGAUAUUCCGCAAGAUAUGUCGCUGCAAUUAGACAAAUAAGGAACAUUACGUCAAUAGAUAAACAUGCAAAAGGGCAUACAUAAAAUAUUAAAAAAUGUAGCAUUAUGAGUUGCAUUCAAUAUAAAUAGAAUUUUUCUAAAAUUA
Photinus pyralis (common eastern firefly) is the source of this 1263-nucleotide messenger RNA. RefSeq names its product conserved oligomeric Golgi complex subunit 7-like. The record is from RefSeq and is a predicted model, not a curated record. Gene Ontology annotation, cellular component: COG complex. Gene Ontology annotation, biological process: retrograde vesicle-mediated transport, Golgi to endoplasmic reticulum; Golgi organization; intracellular protein transport. Lineage: Eukaryota; Metazoa; Arthropoda; Insecta; Coleoptera; Lampyridae.